This is a messenger RNA of Lepidothrix coronata (blue-crowned manakin), 389 nucleotides long. RefSeq names its product eukaryotic translation initiation factor 3 subunit G (gene EIF3G). NCBI's taxonomy places the organism in Eukaryota, Metazoa, Chordata, Aves, Passeriformes, Pipridae. The annotation marks the transcript as partial. The record is from RefSeq and is a predicted model, not a curated record. The transcript has 5 exons.
CUCCAAGCCCAGCUGGGCCGACCAGGUGGAGGAGGAGGGAGGAGAGGAUGACAAAUGCAUCACGAGUGAGCUGCUGAAGGACCUCCCCCUGCCCGGGGUCCUGGGGGGCCCCUCCAGCGCCGAGGCCGAGCUGCUCAAGGGAGGGCCCCUCCCGUCCCCCAAGGAGCUGAUCAACGGGAACAUCAAAACCAUCACGGAAUAUCGGGAGGAGGAGGAUGGACGCAAGGUCAAGAUCAUCCGGACCUUCCGCAUCGAGACCAGAAAGGCCUCCAAGGCCGUGGCCCGUCGGAAGAACUGGAAGAAGUUUGGGAACUCAGAGUUCGACGCCCCCGGGCCCAACGUGGCCACGACCACCGUGAGCGACGACGUCUUCAUGACCUUCAUCACCA